AUUCGUUUAAUGGCUAUUACUGAAUUAGAAAAUAUAUUUCACAUUUAUGUUAUGAGCUCCGCAUAAGCGACCAUUCACAGCGAUAUGGAAAUAUUGCGCCUAGAGUGUUGGGUAACACUUUAAAGUGUGAGCGCCAGCUGGAAGGCAUCAGCUGAUAGAAACGCCAAGUUGGAGAGGAAUAACAAAACGAUUUAGUUUGUUGCCGCCAAAGAAAACUAGUAAUAUUCGACAUGCCGAUUUCGGACAGUCAGAAGCAAGGGCUGCGGGAGUUACUUGUAAAUGAUAAGAACUUAGCCGUCCUGCUACAUCUGGCAAAAGCUGCCACCAAAAAUGUUUGCAAAACCGAAGACCCAGAGGAGGCCCUUCGUCUGAUUACUGCUCACAUUCCUGACAUUUACGUACUGCUUUCCAAGCGCGCCAUAACGAAGGAACUCCUCUUUACGUAUUUGAGCAGUCGACGCGCGGACGCAGCCACAGACUUCAGCAAGGCAGACCUCAUAGCCAAGGUUAUACAGUAUUGGAAGCAGGAGCAUCAACCAAGCAUAGAGCUUUCCGGAGACCAGAAUUCCAGCUUGCUUUACAAACAAAACGAAGAGGAUUACCCCAUUCACACAAUUGCGCGAAAGUUCGGCGAGUGGUUCUUCGAGCGCCUCAACGCAGACACCUUCAGUCUCGUGGAUUUGUGGGCCGAUGCGGCGCUACAUCUCACAAUCGUAGCCAGUGAUGGAAUCAAUGAGUGGCAGUGCGAAACGGCUGCCGAGGUGCUAUCGACUCUAACCAGCGCAAAGCAGCAGUUUGACUUUUAUUUUAAUCCGAACCUGACGCACGCCGGUAUUCAGGGUCGAAUGGAUUCCUAUGGGCAGUUCGUAGUGAUCUGCUGCGGCACUCUGCACUCCAGUGAUAGCUGCGUCGGAAUCUUUGAAUGUGCAUUUGGACUGCUGCGGGACCCGUUUGCCGACAACAACUGGAAACCCAAAAAAGUGAAGUGCUUUCUUAAAAGUGAAGUUCAGCCUCCAGAGCUGCACUAUCUGAGCUUGAGCGAAACUCUGCAGACAGCUCUAGAGCUGCCAGUACCCACUGAUGACUUCAACUAACGGACUGUUAUGUAUCAGCGCUUCCACAAGAAGUAUAAUUUUAAAAGUUAGGUACCUUACUUACUUGGACAGAAUUGUAGUCGAUCAUUUAGCUAUAGGAAUGUUAUAGGUUAUAUACUCACGGAUUACAGCACGCAGUUGAAAUUGGAAGGCGUAGAUAAAAAAUGUUGACAGCCCACACUGUAAGAUUAAAGAAAACAAAUGCAUUAAAAAUGUGUGGGUUAAAAACAAUGAGCUGAAUCUGAGAGUUAGUCGCUCAGAUUAAAGCUUAUAUGCCUGAUACUUUCUUCGACCAACCGAAGAACCCUAUUCUUGCAGCGAUAAUCUCUUCUAGUCUACCAACUAAACAUUUUUUUGUUUACCAUUAAACAAAUUAAUAUUGUGUAUUAAGAUUAGAACUUUUAGAACAUCAAAUUUACACAAGAAACUAUACAUAUUAAAAAAUGA
This is a messenger RNA of Drosophila santomea, 1541 nucleotides long. RefSeq lists its product as uncharacterized. Bases 231 to 1094 code for a protein of 287 amino acids. The transcript is spliced from 2 exons. Lineage: Eukaryota; Metazoa; Arthropoda; Insecta; Diptera; Drosophilidae. The record is from RefSeq and is a predicted model, not a curated record.